CUGAGCUCAGCUACUUCUAGGGUUCCGUUCUAGGGCGAUGACACCCUGAUUGAAAGGGUUCACCUUCACAAGCUUUCCCUUCCGCAUUAUUUGAAUCAUAUCAGUUGUCUUAGAGAAGCAACAAGGCUUUGUUUGCUUCAAUUUGCAGGCCUUUUGAUGGAGGAUCUUACCGAGUAUGAGAAGCAGCGGGCGGCCCGCCUGGCUGAAAACCAGGCAAUGCUGGCGAGCUUGGGACUCGAACAGGUGGCGCAAGAAUUUGAGCAAGUAGUUUCGAAAGAAGAGGACUUAGCGGAGGAGCGUGUAAAGGAAGCCGAGCAGAGGUUACGAGUUGCAAGCUUGGCGAUCGUAGGGGGGGUCAGAAGGUCUUCGAGGCUGAGAAAAAGCGGUGCAAGCGAUGCGGGUCAGGAUGACGAUGCCAGCAUUCAAAGGGUUGAGAUUUUGGAGGGACAGGAACUGGAAGGAGUGGGUUGUGUGCAGGGUAGACAGGAAGGUUUGCGAGAAUUUGAAGGUUUGGGUAGAGAUUCUGAGGGUCCAAGUGGAGGGGAUUCAGAUGGAGGAGCAAGCGAAGACGACUAUCGUCCGGACCUCGAUGAGCUGAGCCAAGGGGAGCUGGAAAGCGAACCUGAGGCGGCAGACGUGUCAGAGGGAGAGUUGGACUGCGCCGGGAGUGGUGGUAUGAUGGAUGGAACGGGCCAGAAACGGAGGAGGAAAAGUAGCGCUUCCAAAUGCGCCUCCAAAGUCUCAAGAAAGAGAAAGCAGGCAAUCAAUAUGGCUGGGCCAGUAUUAGACGAAGAUGAGACGAACCUGCAAAUGGCCUUAGCGCUAUCCCGACAAGACCUUGGCACCUCCCCCGCGAACAACAUCACCCAGAACGAGCCCAGCACUUCGGCUCCUGGAAUGACAGAAGACAAAGAGACCGCAAAGGGGAAGGGCAGAAAAGCCCCCCAGCCGCAGACCGAUUUCUUCUGGAGCACCGAGGAGCAGCACAGAGAGAUCCAAGCUUUGCACGCUGCAGAAACGGGUGCCCUGCGGUCCGUACCGCGGGAAUCGUAUUCUGGAUUCGGGGGCCGGGCAGGUGCGGGACAACUAGGGAUGGGGGCAAAGGUCGAAACCAGUGCUGCCGGUGGCUAUAAAGAAAACGGUGCAAGUUCCGGAGGUCUGAGCCAAGACGACCCACGAGUUGAGGCAGGGGCCGGGUUAGGGGGCGACAAGCAGGGAGGGGCCGGUUUAGCGGGCGGGUUAAGGGACGGGUCAGGAGGCGCGACGGAGGCUGUGCAAAGUGAGGGAAAGGGCGGGAAAGGGCGGAAGCAAAAGGGGAAGAAGGUGGCUGCUCAGCCGCCGACUUUGGACGAGAUUGAUGCGCUAUUCCACUUGUUUGACGAUCGAGGUCGUGGCCAGCUGUCAGUCGCCGAUGUGCGCCACGUGGCAGAAGCGCACGACUUCACGUGGAGCGACGAGCAGCUCCAAGACAUGGUCGGGAUGUUCGACGCCGACAAUGACGGACUGAUGGGGCAAGACGACUUUCGUUACCUGGUACAGCACUGCCGAGUGGCCCUCAACUAGGAUGGCGUAGUUUGUUCGCAGCGCCAUUGCGAUCGGCCUCCCAGGUAACGAAUUCAUUGAAAUCUGUAACACUGAAUAUAAUGCACGAGCUCAUCGGCAGCCCGAAAGGUCCAAUUCCCGAAUCCAGUGCAUUGAACAUCAUAUGCGGAGUGGCCGUGGCC
Klebsormidium nitens is the source of this 1724-nucleotide messenger RNA. Lineage: Eukaryota; Viridiplantae; Streptophyta; Klebsormidiophyceae; Klebsormidiales; Klebsormidiaceae. The record is from the annotation of a GenBank genome assembly.